Messenger RNA from Didymodactylos carnosus, 438 nucleotides. The record is from the annotation of a GenBank genome assembly. NCBI's taxonomy places the organism in Eukaryota, Metazoa, Rotifera, Eurotatoria, Philodinida, Philodinidae.
AUGGGUUUGUCUAGUGAAGGUUCCGAUCUUUGUUCAUUUUCAUUUCCUCGUUCAUUUUCUGUUGAUCAAUAUGUUGAUCUGUUUUUUGCUUUAUGCGAUACAUGUAAAUGGUCGUCACAUCAUACAAGUCGUCUUGUUGAAUAUAUGUUAACUUGUUCUAAGCGAAAAUCUUGGUUUAAUGAUAUAGAUACCAAUAAACCUGCUAGGCUUAAUGAUAUUCGAAGACGACGAAAAUGGUUAUAUGAUAUUGUUAUUCAUCAACGUAUUGGAAAAGAAUUAUUUAUUAAAAAGUUAUUCGAAGAAGAUCAUGACUGUACUGUUAAAUUAUUAGAAGAAUAUCAUGAUUUAAUAACAACACUUUCUCGUGAUUUAAUUUCUCAAUAUGAACGAAAAGGACUUAUUCAAGGAAAUCAGCGUUUAUCAUUAAUUCGUUAUUAA